UUCCCUCUGUUCUUCAUCUCAUCGACAACCGGCUGGCGGGGAGCGCGACUGAUUAUUCUGCCCGACAGGGACUACACCAAGGAACAACACUGGGACAAUUUUGAGAAUUAAUGAUUUUAUGCUUGCUUCGGGGCUCAGAAAUGACAAUCCGCUCCGGGGCAGGGUAUGCUGCGAAAUUGAGGUAAAGCCCAAGACACAGGCAUCCCAGCCUCGUCAAUAACAGCUCGUGGGUACAGAAGCAUUCCAAUUUCAUUUGCUAACAUCGUGCGUUGUGGAUGCCAGUGAUUUUUCGUUUACUUGUACAUGUCGUUUACUUGUACAUGUCCACCUUUCUCGUUCUGUAUUUAAAUGCGUCUGCUUGGCUAAGACAGGACUCGCUUCUCACCAUGCUAUUUAUGGGGUUAGUAUUUUUUUCUCAACGGAACAGCCAACACCUCAGAGGCAUAUGAAGGAGGGAUAUGACAACGAUUCCACACAUCCCGAAGGAGUCUGCUCAGAGAAGAAUAUGAAAAAGCAAGACAUUGGAGAGACCAUCCAUUUUGUGUCAGGAGAAUAUUUUGAUGAAGGAGACACUGGGAUAAUUAUAGAAACGGGAGCCUCUGGAUAUACAUAUAUCGACAUGGGCACCCAGCUCUGAAAAUACAUGUUGGGCUUAUUAAUUGUAUGAUUAUAAUGACUAUAGGCUAAUGGUUGGAUCAUAUCCAAAACAAAAUCAUAAAAUGUGAUGGCAUCUUGUCGGGAAAAAUGCAAUAGGAAAAGAUGACCCAGAAAUCGGAAUCGCCCUGUCAUCCAUCUGUGCCUUCAGCAUCAUGUUAUGAGGUGGAGUGGCUGCGAGAGAAUAUCAAUUGAAUUGUACAUUGAUAUCGCUGAUUUAUAGCCCUAUGCCGUUUUUUAAAUUCAUAUUUCAUAAUGUAACUGACUUUUACAUAUUUCUUUCAAGGCCAACAUUGAAUUAUUGUGUCUAUCGGGAUCGUAUCCAUUCCACUUGGUCUCCAAGUGUCAAAUGAAAUUAAUCUAAUUGAGAAUUUAAAGGGCGCAACCUCGAUAUAAUCAAGAGUUAUUUUUCGAACCAAGCAAACAUCCCGUUUCACACAGAUAGGGGGGCAGGUACCAGUAACAGAAAAGUCGCUGGUUCGAAUCCCCGAGGCGACUAGGUGAAACAUCUGUCGAUGUGCCCUUGAGCAAGGCACGUAACCUUAAUUGGUCCUGUAAGUGGCUCUAAAUAAUAGCGUCAGAUACAUUACUAAAAUGUAAAUAUAGAUACAGCAUAUAACUGUCAUUUGAAUAUGUGGCCUAUCCAUGCAUGAAGUGAAGGCCGUUUGUUUUUUAUUCUAAUAUUGUCCCACUGUGAUCUAUUUUUCUAUUUUUCUCAAUGUUAUUUGUCCAAGCUCCGCCACAAAUUUCUGGAUAAAAAAUCGGACUGCGGGUUUAUCACCCUGAAUAGAAACCAUAUGUGGCCCACUUGAUUUGAAACAAGUGUAUUUUCCAUUACUGAGGAUAUUUUUCUUACUCGGCCAUUAGUCUAACUUUCAAGUGCGAUAAGCUUUUUUAAUGCUUACAGUCUGAUUUUUAGUGAGUGCCAUCAACAGAGGUGGAAUUGAUGACACAUCUGUACACCGCUGUUGUAUUCCGAGGAUAUUGCACUGUACAAGCCACGAGCACUAGGCUACUACAGUCACGGGGAAUUCGACACGUUUCAAGUGCGCUGUCAGUGAGUUUUUGGCUGUUUCGCUCGAAAUGUGGAGAGUUUUAUUGUAGGAGUGCCUCACGACGCGUCGAGAUUUGCCAGGAAAAGAAAAGGAAGGGGAUAUGAAUCCAAGAAGAAGAUGAUGAUGAUGAUGCUGGAUACACAGAAUACGACCCAGGAGAUCGGUGAGGAGGUGGAGGACGGGGCGGUGUACACCAUCACCCUGCGGAAGGUUCAGAUGCUCCACCACCACCACCAUUCUGGCCAUCACAGUGGCGGCAGCGGGGCUAGUAAGGGCCAGCGCUGGCUGGGUGUAGAGACUGAUGCGGCCCUCAGCCUGUACGAGACGUGCAAGGUGCGCACCAUCAAGGCAGGCACGCUGGAGAAGCUGGUGGAGUACAUGGUUCGGGGCAACGAUUCCACCUACGUCACCAUCUUCCUCUGCACCUACCGCUCCUUCACCUCCACUAAGCAGGUCCUGGACCUACUGCUCAACAGGUAUGCCAAACUCCAGCUUGGAUCAGAGGGCCACAGACUGACUCACGACGAUCGUACAGAACUGAGGAACACAAUAUCCUCCAUCUUGGGGGCGUGGCUGGACCAGUAUUCUGAGGACUUCUGGAAGCCUCCGGAGUACAGCUGCCUGCGAAGGCUAAUCUCCUACCUGCACCUCAACUUCCCAGGAUCGGACCUGGAACGCCGCGCCUGCAACCUCCUGACACACUUCCACCGCCGACAGCUCCAGGAGCCCGAGCACGAGUUACUGGACCAUGGUGGCUAUCCGUUCACCCUACUGGAGGAGAAUGGCUACGAGGAUGAGCAGCUGGACUUCUUGAACUUUGACCCGGCGGUGGUGGCCGAGCAGUUCACCCUCAUGGACGCGGAGCUCUUUAAGAAGGUGGUUCCCUACCACUGUCUGGGGAGUAUUUGGUCACAACGGGACAAGAAGGGCAAGGAACACCUGGCCCCCACCAUCCGUGCCACCGUCACCCAGUUCAACUGCGUCACCAACUGUGUCAUCGCCACAUGCCUGAGCGAGCGCUCGCUCAAACCCACGCAGCGCGCCAAGCUGGUGGAGCGCUGGAUCGAAGUGGCCAGGGAGUGUCGAAUCCUGAAGAACUUUUCUUCACUGCGGGCUAUCCUCUCUGCUCUGCAGUGCAACCCGGUCCACCGGCUGAAAAGGACAUGGGACGAGGUGUCCAGGGAGAACUUCCGCAUCUUCCAUGAGUUGUCAGAAAUCUUCUCUGACGAGAAUAAUCAUUCGCUCAGCAGAGAGCUGCUCAUUAAGGAAGGCACGUCCAAAUUCGCCACCCUGGAAAUAAACCCCAAACGAGCCCAGAAGAGACAGCAGCAACCCCGAGACCUGAGUGUGAUGCAGGGGACCAUUCCCUACCUGGGCACUUUCCUUACAGACCUAGUCAUGAUGGACACAGCCAUGAAGGACUACCUGGAUGGAGGGCUGAUCAAUUUUGAGAAGAGGAGGAAGGAGUUUGAGGUGAUUGCCCAGAUCAAGCUUCUGCAGCUGGCCUGCAACAACUAUAACUUCACCCGAAACAAGCGUUUCCGAGAGUGGUUCUCCGGUGUGGACAAACUCACAGAAGCUGAGAGCUACAGCCAGUCAUGUGAGAUCGAGCCAUUGUCAGAGUCCGCCUCCAACACUCUCAAGAAGAAGAACACAGGAAUCAUCAAACGCUGGAGCGAUCGCCAGCCUGCCAGCUCGGAGCCAGGCUGCAGCAGUGCGGGCAGCUCCCACUCCAAGUCCUUUGACCAGCUGCGUUACGCCCCCUGCCUGGGGGGCUCGGGUGGAGGUGGAGGGGGUGAUGGAGCGGACUCCCUGAGCGUCACCUCCGCUGGCUCCAGCAGCUCCGAUGUGGAGGAGAUCAAUAUCAGCUUCAUCUCCGACUCACCCGAUGUCCACGAGCGAAAGACCUCCACGCCUUCCGUAAAACAUUCCAAUUCCACGUUAGGGAAGUGCGGCCCCUUGCCUGACCUGGCACCCACGUUCUGGGAGUCUACGUCUCUGUCCUCCUUGGAUGCCUCUGGUCUGGGCUCUGGCUCGGGCUCCAGUAGCGCCUCCUCCUCCUCCAUGUCCUCCACGCCUGUGGCGGGUGCGGGCUCCCGCUCACACAAGCGCUCCGUGUCGGGCGUGUCCAGCUACUCGUCACUGUCACUGCCCCUCUACAACCAGCAGGUGGAUGACUGCUGCAUCAUCCGGGUCAGCCUGGACGUAGACAACGGCAACAUGUACAAGAGCAUCCUGGUGACCAGUCAGGACAAGACGCCGGCGGUGGUCAGGAAGGCCAUGGUGAAACACAACCUGGACCGGGAGAGAGCGGAGGAUUACGAACUGCUGCAGAAGAUCUCUGAGGAGAAAGAGCUGAAGAUUCCAGACAAUGCCAAUGUUUUCUAUGCCAUGAACUCUUCGGCCAACUACGACUUUGUCCUGAAGAAACGCGGCUUCCCCAAGGUGGGCCGGACCAAGCACGUGGCCAGCUCCACCCUGCCGCGAAUGAAGCAAAAAGGCCUGAAAAUCGCAAAGGGCAUCUUCUGAGGGGCAAUGCCAUGUCACCAGAAACCCUCACCCACCUCCCUGCUUCCUGCUGGGUUUUCUGGGUGCCAUCUUUGAGUGCCACCCCUGCUGUGCCAUGGUAGUGGGGCCUGUUGCCAGCUUGGCCGUGUUCAGCAUCUGAGCGUGAAAGGCUCAGAGGACUAAUAAAGCUGAAUGUAAUGGAAAUCCCUAUUGGCUAAUGAACUUGCACUCAACUCCAUUUUGCGAGGCAGGUGACUGUCCUUGUGGAAGUAGUGACUCUGUGUGGAUGCUAUGUAUGCUUACCCACAUCUGACCCCUCUCCCAGGUGUUUCCUAACCAGGCUACAACCCAUGUUCAGGUCACUUCCUGUGAGUCCACAUCACUUCCUGUUAGCUUCACAGCUCUCUGUGGAUGCCCUAAUCGAGAGGGGAAAACCUGAGUAAAAAUAUAACUAUGUCAUCUAGGUGCGUAGGAAAAUGAAUUCCUCCCCUCUAAAGGAGUUACACUCCCUCUAGUUUCUACAGACCUCUUCCUCAGCAAAGGUUCAGGUACUAUUUUUUUACACUCCUUUCUAGACUGCCAUCAACUGCAUCUGUUUCUUCGAUGUUCCGUGACACGCGGACUGAGACAGAUGGACAGAUGCUCAGUACUGCCAGCUAGCGGAGGGAAACGCGUUCCAACGAACCACUAAAAGGAUUUUGGGAGAGAGGCCCCUACUGGAUAGAUACAUCGGGUUGUUAACCAAUCAUCAGAAACUUUACUCCUUUUAACUACUCACUGCUAAUGGGAACAUGUCCCGUUUGUUCAACUAACACUAUUCACACAAAUAGGGCAUUAUUAUUACAACAAACAUUCAAUAAUAGCUCAUUUUGUCACUGCUUUGAUGCGGCGGCACUCUGCAUUUGUGCAUUGCGUCUUAUUUCUCCAAGUGGUGCUAACAGACAAUGAAAUGCUACAGCCAGCUCCCUCCCCUUUUGUUUCAUGCCUGAUGUCUUUCAGUUUCACACUAGAGUUUGAGAGAGAGGCUCUCUCCUGACAUGAAGGAGUAGGCAGCCACGAGGGCUCAAUGAUGAUGGUUCAUGGAAAUAGUGCAACUGAGGCAUCCAGCAUGCAUUUUGGUUCAGUAUUUGUUUUAAUGGGUGCAUUUCUGGGAAGCCAAAAAAAGCGAUGUGGCCAGUUAGAGUACAUUAUGGUGACCUGAAAUGCACAAAGUCGGGCGGCCAUUGCGGCUCAAACACGAUGGCACUAAAUGGCUUCUCCUCGAUUGGCAAUGCCUUAGAGAGUAGAACUGCCUACAUGUGAGCUGAAUGGCACAAAAUGGCUGUUGUUGGCAUGGUGACCACUCCCUCAGAUCAUCAAGAAAGUUAGCUCCGAGCCAUUUGAUGGACCCCAAUGUGUGCUAGACCCUCUUGUCAAUGACUUGCAGGAGGAGAGAAAUGUAUGUACUGUGACACUGUGCUCCCUUUUAACUAGAAGUGCGUUUGUGGAAAGUACUCAAGCACUCGGAGAGAGAUGUAUGUUGUAUUGUGAAAUGAAGCGUGGUUUUUAAAUGUCCAGUCUUUUUGUUCCCUAUAGUGUAAAGAAGAAGAAACGAGAAUGAAAGGACUGUCCCUUUUGUUUGCUCCCUUCCUUUCAUCACAAGGCCGUUCAUCCUUGUGUACCAGGGUUGGAGGUCAACUUCAUUUCAAUUCAGUUAAAUCAGCAGAUAAAUGAAAAAGAGGAAGAGAAAGUACAACUCAACUAAAACAUUGUCAACUCCACGUGUGCCAAAGACCGGUGGACUAUGAUGAAGUAUGAGGUGGUUUUGGGAGCAUUGAGAUUUGAAGUGGAGGGAGUGAGUUUGCCUGCUGUUGAGAGGCUCAGAAGUCGUGUGAUUCUUUGUGUAUGAGAUGAGUCCUUGGUUUGUAGUUCCCCAUGUCUAUCCAUCUCCUACAGUAUUGCAGCACUUUGGAUCAAACCUAAUAUCCCUAUUUAACAGCAGCCAUGACAGUAGUGUUGUGGAUUAGUGUUAAAACUCAAGCCUUUGCUCAAAGAGUUUUCUGCAACUAGUGACUUUUUGACUGUGACUGUGUCACACUGAGUACGGUUACAUGCACACAAUAAUACAAUUAUUGUGAAUAGUCAAAUUAAUAUAAUAGUUUGAUUAAAACGUUUACAUGCUUUGCAAGAAUAAAUGAUUUCCCUCAUAAUUGUGUUUACGUGGAGCCAUCUGAAAUCAGACAACCUGGUGGGACUUUGAUGAAUGCAGAAUAUCAGCAAUCAAAAUAAACGUUCUACCACAGCGACCAUGUUAUCUUUGUAAAGCAUAGUUGAUUCUGAGUUCGGACAUACAACGUUUAUGUGAAAACGACUUCUAAGAUGUGUACUUUAAGUUUUUCCUAACUCACUCGUGCAAAAGAAGGAAGCUCGCCCUGCUGGCACUAACACACACACACACACACAGAUCAAACACAUCGCUAUAACUGAUUAAAGCGUUUACAUGUCCUAACAUUUUUAAAGAUGGCUCAGAAAAUCAGGUGUUUUAAUUGGUUUAUGCUUACUUCGAAUAUGACCGUAUGCCGAUUAAGAUAAGCAGAGUAAGGUGUUUACAUGACUAAUGCCAUACAUACUCAGCCUUCUGCCAUAAUCAGUUUAACAUCAAAUUAUUCAUGUGCAUGUAACCGUACUCAAUGUGUCAUGUGCAAGACAGUAACUGUUCUAAUAGGGACAUGGGAUUGCAUCUCUAUCAGAGGGCACAUAUAAACUGGCUAUACUUUUAUAGCCUUUUUACACUAUUGUGCUAACCUGAACCGUAGUGUGCUGGCUCGAUCUGAUAUUUUCUUUUGACAUGGUACGUAACCAGGCCAACGCAGUACAGCUCGGCUCAGCUCAGUACAGUAAAAAGGGUAUGUCAAAUGCCACAUAAAUCCUAUAACACGCCACAGCAGUCGUCAGACUACAUUUCACAACAAAAGCUUGAUGUGCCUAACAGUAAAGCCAUGGAAAUGGUUUCAUGUGCUAUGAUGAUCGUGUUUCACAUGUCAGUUAUCAGAAACAUGGGUGGUCAUAUUUAUCGCAUGUUAGUACUGCAUUAUGAAUGCAUUACGGCAGUAUAAUAUAAGUGAUUUUCAUGCUUUCAAGUGUGCUGGUUGGUGGUGGUGUUGAAAAGGAUGCUGUAUGUUUGUGGAUGUUGGGGUCCGGUAGUCUACUGUGAUUACAUGUGAUUUGCUGGACUUCAUAUUAGUGGUGUUGAUGGAAGUUGCCCCUAAGCCCUGAUUCAAGGUCAGCGUCUAUUUCUACAUCCUAUUAACAAGAUUAGGAUUUGUGUUGGGAAAGCUGAAUCUGGAUCUGCAGUUAAAUACUUUUUGUGGUUGAUCAAUGAGUGAGAGAUGGAUUCUUUAACUGGAGAUCCUUAAACUUUUGUGAAAAAUCAUGCAUUUGUGUCAGUGGGUUUCCAGUUAAUGUCAGUAAGCGUUCAUCCCGGAAUGUGUGCUUAUUUUUAUUUUUUGCUAAUGUCUUUGUGCCCUCCCCAGCUACCCAGCCUAUCUACACCGAGUGUACACAACAGUAGGAACAUUUUCCUAAUACUGAGUUGCACCCCCCCCUUUUGCCCUCAGAACAGCCUCAAUUCGUUGGGGCCUGGACUCUACGAGGUGUUGAAAGCGUUCUACAGGGAUGCUGGCCCAUGUUGACUACAAUGUUUGUCACAGUUUCAAGUUGGCUGUAUGUCCUUUUGGUGGUGGACCAUUCUUUAUACACACAGGAGACUGUUGAGCUUGAAAAACCCAACAGCGUUGCAGUUUUUUGACACACUCAAACCGAUGCGCCUGGCAUAUACUACCAUACCCUGUUCAAAGGCACUUAAAUAUGUUGUCUUGCCCAUUCACCCUCUGACUGGCACAUACUACCAUACCCUGUUCAAAGGCACUUAAAUAUGUUGUCUUGCCCAUUCACCCUCUGACUGGCACACAUAAACAAUACAUGUCUCAAUUGUGUCAAUGUUUAAAAAUGCUUCUUUAACCUGUCUCUCCCCCUUCAUCUACACUGAUUUGAAGUUGAGCUUUCAACUGGAUUCACAAGGUCAGUCUGUCAUGGAAAGAGCAGGUGUUCUUAAUAUUUUGUACACUCAGUGUAUAUAUCAGAGGUUGGAGAGGGGGAUCUGACAAAAAGAUGUCAGCAUUUCAGGUUUCACAAAUGCUAGUCUGUGUGUACGUGACACACACACACACUCUUCUGUGUCUAUUGUAAAUGAAGGGCCAAAGACUGCACCUCUCCACCUAUCCCUCUAAGUUAGUCCCUCUCAGAAACCCAGACUGAUCAGGAAUAUGUCACCUUGCCUCAACCUCUCACAAUGAUCAUCCUUAAAACCUUUGUGCCAUCGCUCUCCGUCACUGUCAAAGGCUCUGAACUUUCUAAUGAUUACCUGUUCAAUGUUUUUUCUAUGUUCUUUUUGUAUUUUUUGUAUAUUAAAAGACUCAAUGUCCUUUGUACUUUAGAUUAUUUUCUUCAUUUUCCUGUUUUGUGUUUGCUGGCUUUAUUUAUUAACUUGUAAAUACUUUUUUGUAGCAUUGUACAUUGUUUCUUUUCCCAUGCAAUUACAAAUUAAUAUAUAUGUAAAUAUAAAUAUAUAUGCGAAGUUUAUACCACAGUAUUUGUGGAUCAACUUGUCUCCAUAUCCCGUUGACUUUGGUUGCUUUACGUCAAUCCUCUGUCGUUUUUGUAUAAUGGUCAGUUUUGAUAUUGCUUUCCCCCUUAUUGUGUUUAAUGUUGGAGAAAAAACACCUAAUAAAAACUUACUGUCAAAACA
Molecule: messenger RNA, 9003 nt
Organism: Oncorhynchus nerka (sockeye salmon)
Lineage: Eukaryota; Metazoa; Chordata; Actinopteri; Salmoniformes; Salmonidae
Product: ral guanine nucleotide dissociation stimulator-like
Exons: 17
Coding region: 1827-4238 (803 amino acids)
Biological process (GO): Ras protein signal transduction; positive regulation of GTPase activity
Cellular component (GO): plasma membrane
Molecular function (GO): guanyl-nucleotide exchange factor activity
Source: RefSeq, a predicted model, not a curated record